UUUGAAACACCAACAUUUCACAUAGAAAGAAGUUAAUAAAUAUAUAUUUAAUUUUUCCAAUUUCCAUUUCCACAACCAAUUGUGUUUGAGACUUGAGAGCCAUGUUGCCGAAUCUGAAGACGCGUCGCAUAACGGGACUGCAGCUGGCCGGAAAGCAUUUGGGACCAGUGGCCAAAUGUCCGCCCCGCUACUCCGAGGAGGAUUGGGACUACAACAACAAAAUUAAGUUUCGCAUAACAUGCGAUCAGGAGAAGCUUGCGGAGCGCAUUGUGGAGGAGUCCCGUCGCGUUGUGGAUGAGACGAAGGACACCACCAAGAAUUGGCAGCGCGAGGUCGAGCACCACAUGCGUGAGCGCACGAGCGAGAUUCGGUUUCUGGUGGACGAGCUGAAUCGUCAGAAGAAGACGGCGCUACUGGAGGACGAGGCGCUCAACACCUAUCGCAAUCGCGUGCUGAACGCCAUCGAGUUCUUAAAGGAGAAGUCCCUGGCGAUUUGCAAACAGUGUCUGAUCAUGCGGGAGGGACGCAUUGGUGUCGAUUUAUGCGAUGAUGAGGUGGAUCGUUCGCUGCGUCGCGAACUGAAGGUCAUUAAGGGCUGUCAGGGGCUGGUUGAUGCGGCCUUGAAGGAGGCUGAGGAGCAGAUACGGAAGCUGCGCGCUGCCAUGUACUUGCUGGACCAGGAUCUGGCCGCGAAAGACAAAUCACUGGCCAUUGAUGAGAAGAAUCUGAAGCUAAAGGAGUUUCAACACGAUCUGGGCAAGGGACAGGAUCUGUCCAAGCAGCAUUGUCAAUUUUCGCUUACUGAGUGGCAGGCCCAGACCUACGAGAAUCUGGAGGCGAAUGCCAAGGCUCUGGUCUCGGCCGGCCAGUUGCGUGCCUACAUCGAUUUAUUAUUGAAGCAGGUCUGCGAGGACAUGCAGAACCAAACUGAUCGCACCAAUGAGGCCUUCGAGCGUCGCAUUGCGGAGACAAAGCAUGUGAAGCAAUGCCUGGAGAACAAGCACAAGGACACCAUGGAUCAUAUACAUCAGGUGCAGCGGAAUAUGACCGAUCUGGAGAAGGAGAUGAUGGACAAGCAGCGUGCCAUCACGCUCUGCCAGACGCGUCUCAGCAAUCGCGCCCAUCGUCCCGGUCUCGAGCUCACCUGCGACAUGGUCCAGGACGCUCUCUACAAUGAGCUGCAGGCCCUCAAAGCCUCUGUUUGCAAGCUCAACCAGAAGCUGAACGAGAACAAGGCCUCCAUGCGGUAUCUGAUGCAUGUCCAGGUCAUGCAGGAGGAGGAGAUUAAUAUAAAGGCGAAUACUUGCAAAAUUGACGAGGUCGAUUGCAUGACCUUGCGCCAGGCACUCAAAUAUCAGUCGUUCUAGGAUCAAAUUUCCCCUACCAACAACAACCAUAAUGAUAACAACUUGUAGUAAUCAGCGCACACAGACAUACAUGUGUGUAUUUAUUGUGCAACUUUAAUUAAAAUUAAUUGCAUUGCA
Scaptodrosophila lebanonensis is the source of this 1484-nucleotide messenger RNA. Its product is annotated as tektin-1. The record is from RefSeq and is a predicted model, not a curated record. The transcript has 3 exons. NCBI's taxonomy places the organism in Eukaryota, Metazoa, Arthropoda, Insecta, Diptera, Drosophilidae. Bases 102 to 1367 code for a protein of 421 amino acids. Gene Ontology annotation, biological process: cilium assembly; cilium movement involved in cell motility. Gene Ontology annotation, cellular component: nucleus; microtubule cytoskeleton.